AAAGGAAAAAAAAUAUACACACAACAGCAUCAACGCAUUAAAACUUGUUUUUAAUCCUCUUCUGAGCGGCCCUCGGCUCCGCUUGCCGACCCUGGGUCGGAAUAUCCUUUAGCACCCGGCCAAGGACGAAAAGCAGAAAUACUGUGCUAUGCAGUUUCAUUUCUCGUUGUGCCGUCGCGUUGUUCAGACGUUUCAAUUCAUCGUACAGAGUUCAGAACGAUCUGCAAGGGUGUUCUAUCUUAAAAAUCUUCAGCUUUGACAAAAGUAUGCCACAUAAAUGCAACACAAAAAUAUGUGAACCGAAACGAGUGAAAUCUUUCAAGUGAAAAGUGUAAUUGCUUGCAUUGUCAACCGGAAAAAAGCUAAGACUUUCCCCUCUAGAGCUUUCCGGAUGCAUGAAAAACCACCAACAAAUUGGCAACGAUAAUAACAGAAUCUUCAAAGGAAUCGCAAUCGAAGGAAAGAUCUUUUCGAGAGGUGAAACCAAAAGUGACGAAAAAAGUGUAGAUAUCCUUCCUGCCCUUCCUGGUUAGUGACAGCCACCUAGGCGGAUAGAUACAAAUUUUCACCUUUGGCUAUCCGGGUCGGUCUUGGAAUUCUUGUCAGCCAGCAGGCAAUCACAGGAUCACCGAAGCACAAUGAUGGACUGGGAUAUUGACAUUUUCAACCUAGACAUCGACGAGCACGCGCUGAGCUGCAGCAUCCAAUCCAUACUGACCGAUGAUUCCAUAUUCAGCAGUCUGCUACAAACUGGCAACGUAUUCGAUAACGACCAAAUCUCGCCCUUAUCGUCCUCCUCUCCGUCAUCGACGACGAUGACGACGCUGACGACGACAACGUUCUCAUCAUCACCUACGCUAGCGUCGCCGGAGUUUGACCUAAACACAUUACCACCGUUGAUAUUUCCGUUGGAACCGGCGGCUCUGAAGUCGCAUAAAAGCACUCCAUCCGAUGACGACAAGUCGAGUGGGCACGACUCGGGAAAUUCCAACGGAUCAUCACUGGAGUCGGAGGAAUCGCUGUCUGAGGCAACGCCCUCGGAGGGGUCAACCAAUGGCAGUGACGCGGAAAACGAUGCUCCCGAGUCGAGGCCGUUUGAGUGUGCUGAGUGUGGUAAGAGUUAUACCCGCAAGCUGUAUUUGAUGCGACACUAUGUACAGCACACCCGGGAGCGACCGUAUCAGUGUGAAGUGUGCGAUAAGAGCUUCGCCUAUGCUAGUUCGCUAUCGUCGCACCGGAAACUGCAUUUGGCAACCUGUGAGCACAGGUGUGACAUUUGUAACAAAACAUUUACCACAGCCGAUAUGCUGACGGCUCACAAGACGGCCAUCCAUUUCGGUGAACGACCCUACAAGUGCAAACUGUGUAAUAAAACAUUCGUCCUGCUACAUGCCUACAAAAGUCACAAAAAAUGGCACCAGCAGUUUAAGCCCUAUAAAUGUGCAGUCUGUGAGAAAGAAUUCAUGAAAAAAAUCAGUUUAAAGAGUCACUUAAGAGUUCACACCGGAGAGAAACCAUUUUCGUGUGACAUCUGUCAGAAGAGCUUCACAUUAUCAUCUACAUUAUCUUCACACAAGAAGCUGCACGGAGAAAAGCCAGCAAUGCAGUGCGAAACUUGCGGAAGGAGAUUUACGCAGGCUAGUGCUUUGUCUACACAUAAGCACCUGCACACGGAAACUCGUCCCCAUAGUUGCGAGUUGUGCGGAAAACGUUUCAUACGGCUUCACGCGCUGAAAAUUCACAUCCGAACGCAUUCCGACGAACGACCCCAUCAGUGUGAUCUGUGCCCGAAGAGUUUCCUGGAGAAGCACGUUCUAAUCAGACAUCUAAAGACUCACACGGAUGAGCGCCCGUACAUCUGUGACACUUGUGGCAAAGCAUUCAAGGAGAAGUACGACCUGUUGCGGCACGUUCUCAUUCACACCGGCCAGAGGCCGCACAAGUGCGACGUGUGCUCGAAAACCUUUGUACAAUCGAAUGCACUGACCAAACACCGACGGCGGCACGAACGGGAUGAUGCUGCCGAAACGGGGGAGAUAGUUGUGCCACAGCAGACGAAGACCAAGAAGAGUGUAAGUCUACUAAAGAGGUGCAAAGUGGUAGGUUCCGCUGGUGGUGGAAUGGAUGUCGGCCCAGUUCCGUCAGGCAGGAUGUGACGCAAGUGUUAUGUGGUGAGUUUUGAUUUCAGUGAAAAUAGUUGUACGGUUUGAGAAAAUAAAUAAUAGCUUUGUUGGUAAGAGAAA
Molecule: messenger RNA, 2243 nt
Organism: Wyeomyia smithii (pitcher-plant mosquito)
Lineage: Eukaryota; Metazoa; Arthropoda; Insecta; Diptera; Culicidae
Product: zinc finger protein ZFP2-like
Exons: 5
Coding region: 639-2156 (505 amino acids)
Biological process (GO): regulation of transcription by RNA polymerase II
Molecular function (GO): DNA-binding transcription factor activity; RNA polymerase II cis-regulatory region sequence-specific DNA binding
Source: RefSeq, a predicted model, not a curated record